AUGGAAAAGCAUUAUUUAACUAAACAGCAUCAAAACGCCAUAACGAAAGCUGUUCGUCACAUAUUGUUCCAAUUAAACGAUAGACAAAUAGAUACUGAUCUUUCUCGACUAACAACUGCAGGAAAUUGUAAUCGUACUAUAGCUCAAUUACAAGAGCUGUGUGAAAUGCUUGAUAUCUUGUCAGGUGAUAUUGAAACAUUGAACAAGGACCAAGACUGUCUAAGUAAUGAAUCAUUUCGAAUUCAGAUAGCACUUCCAACAUUGACAGAAGAAUUAUCUCAAGUUAAAUUAUCGAUUGAAGAAUCACAUACUUUUUUUGGAAGGAGUGAAGCAUAA
Rotaria sp. Silwood2 is the source of this 336-nucleotide messenger RNA. The record is from the annotation of a GenBank genome assembly. Lineage: Eukaryota; Metazoa; Rotifera; Eurotatoria; Philodinida; Philodinidae.